AUGUCGACGAGAUUCAGCGGUGAUCCUACAUGGACCAAGCCAAUGCCUGUCAAUGGGCAAGGGAUCUUCACCUUCGAUAUCACAAGGAGCAGUCCAUUCAGGAUCGUAGUGACCAAAUCGUCAUCAACUGACAGCAUCAGGCUCACUAUUGGUAGCAACUUCGCCGAGUUUGGGAUGACACAAAACCAUAUAUACAGCAGACUUAAACGAACCGAACACCCAGACAGCGGGUAUGACGAAGAAAGGGAGAUCACCUAUUGGUUCAGUUACAACAGGGAUAGCCUCGUUUUGAAAUACGGCAAGGGCUACACAAUGGAGGAAACCACGUGCCUUCAGUACGACUUUCUUGCAGGAGCAACGCCUGCUGAACAAGAUAAAAUAAGAUGUCGUUAUCAUGGUUUCUUCAAUGCGGAGGAUCAAGGUGUGGUGCGACUGUACGAUUGUUUAGCAUCUACAUCGCCUGAUCCGAAAGAAACUGAAAAUAAAGUUGUCUUCCGAAAAAACCCAUUCAUUUACAAUCUAUCUCCUCUUGUCCUGGAUAGCGCACAAGCGACUCUAUUCACGCUGGAUAACAACAGUUACACCCUGACAGGAAGUCUUCCCGCUGCAUGCAAGGAGCUGUACGACAACAUCCGUAACUGCGAGUUAAACUGUCCACCGGAAGUGGAUGAUGUUCUUCUCUCUGACGCCAUCAGGUUCAGUAUCGAAACCGACGGCUGCCUCCUCUUUAACAAGCUGAAGGAGAAAGCUGGGGAAUUCGGCCCAGGAAGUGGAGCAGAGGAGACUUACCUACGGGUGACGCUAGGACAUUGUUUCGGGAACUCUCCAGGAAUACCGUACGUCCUCGAGAUUUGGCCGUCAAAACACUACAGUCCAAUCCAUAACCAUGGGAACGCGAACGCUGUCAUCAAAGUCUUGUUUGGCCAAAUAAACAUUUCCAUUUACAACAAGCAGACGACAGAGCUUGAUGCAACUCCUUUGAAAUCUUUUAAUGCCUGCAAAGGAGAUGUGACAUGGAUUAGCAGGGAUUGGUUCCAAACACACAAGCUACGGAACAAUACCGACGACUUUUGCGCCACCAUCCAAUGUUACAAUUACGACGCAGGGGACACAACUCACUGGCCAUAUUUCGAAUAUGUCAGUGAGAACAGCACCAUUGAAGAGUUUCUGCCGAACUCUGAUUUUACCUUUAAAGAUAUGCACCACAAGGUACUUGAUGAAUAUCGACACGGUUGCAGCUCUGUAAAUGAAUCGCAACACUUAGGGACAUACGGCCAGUGUCAGAGGCUGUAUAAACGUAUUAUCAAUGUAAAAGAUGAGCGGAAAUCACAAUAACACUACACUGACAUUAUUUUAUGACUUUUUGAUGGAGAU
This is a messenger RNA of Pecten maximus, 1374 nucleotides long. RefSeq lists its product as uncharacterized. Lineage: Eukaryota; Metazoa; Mollusca; Bivalvia; Pectinida; Pectinidae. The record is from RefSeq and is a predicted model, not a curated record. Bases 1 to 1335 code for a protein of 444 amino acids. The transcript is spliced from 3 exons.